AAAUGCGGAAGAGUCGCCCGAGAUCGGGAGACCAGGCGUAGGGGAGAGGUCCCGGGAGGCCUGGACCAGAGUCCUAACAGACCAGAGGCGAAACGGGAAGGCGCGCCAGAAAAGGAACAACGCAAAGGGAGCAGGCGUGCACGGAGCGCGAACUAAGGAACCCCUCUGACAACCCCAGUCCCUCGGCAGCUCUAGAGACCGGCUCCUCACGGAGGGUGGCGGUAGAGACUGUUAAGCCCCGCGGGCGCCGGGGCAGGCCGGACUGUGCACAUUCGUGGGGGGUUCCAUGUGGGAGAGAGCCGCCUCACCCAGGGCUGUCCAGCUAGAAACUCCCCGGUGCCACCCCAGUCUCAGUCCGAGGUAGACUCGGCCGGACGUGACGCAACGUGAGGCCAAGGCGGCGUGAGUCUGCGCAGUGUGGGGCUGAGGGAGGCCGGACGGCGCGCGUGCGUGCUGGCGUUCGUUCACUUUCAGCCUGGUGUGGGGCUUGUAAACAUAUAACAUAAAAAUGGCUUCCAAAAGAGCUCUGGUCAUCCUGGCUAAAGGAGCAGAGGAAAUGGAGACGGUCAUCCCUGUAGAUGUCAUGAGGCGAGCUGGGAUUAAGGUCACCGUUGCAGGCCUGGCUGGAAAAGACCCAGUACAGUGUAGCCGUGAUGUGGUCAUUUGUCCUGAUGCCAGUCUUGAAGAUGCAAAAAAAGAGGGACCAUAUGAUGUGGUGGUUCUACCAGGAGGUAAUCUGGGUGCACAGAAUUUAUCUGAGUCUGCUGCUGUGAAGGAGAUACUGAAGGAGCAGGAAAACCGGAAGGGCCUGAUAGCCGCCAUCUGUGCAGGUCCUACUGCUCUGUUGGCUCAUGAAAUAGGUUUUGGAAGUAAAGUUACAACACACCCUCUUGCUAGAGACAAAAUGAUGAAUGGAGGUCAUUACACCUACUCUGAGAAUCGUGUGGAAAAAGACGGCCUGAUUCUUACAAGCCGGGGGCCUGGGACCAGCUUCGAGUUUGCGCUUGCAAUUGUUGAAGCCCUGAACGGCAAGGAGGUGGCGGCUCAAGUGAAGGCUCCACUUGUUCUUAAAGACUAGAGCAGCGAACUGCGACGAUCACUUAGAGAAACAGGCCGUUAGGAAUCCAUUCUCACUGUGUUCGCUCUAAACAAAACAGUGGUAGGUUAAUGUGUUCAGAAGUCGCUGUCCUUACUGCUUUUGCGGAAGUAUAGAAGUCACAGCUACACAGAGAUUUCUCAGCCUACAAAUUGUGUCUAUACAUUUCUAAGCCUUGUUUGCAGAAUAAACAGGGCAUUUAGCAAACUA
This is a messenger RNA of Gorilla gorilla gorilla (western lowland gorilla), 1306 nucleotides long. It is a transcript of the gene PARK7, whose product is annotated as Parkinsonism associated deglycase. Gene Ontology annotation, biological process: response to oxidative stress; glycolate biosynthetic process; glyoxal metabolic process. The transcript is spliced from 7 exons. Bases 509 to 1078 code for a protein of 189 amino acids. Gene Ontology annotation, cellular component: nucleus; mitochondrion; cytoplasm. Lineage: Eukaryota; Metazoa; Chordata; Mammalia; Primates; Hominidae. The record is from RefSeq and is a predicted model, not a curated record. Gene Ontology annotation, molecular function: oxidoreductase activity, acting on peroxide as acceptor.